This is a messenger RNA of Coregonus sp. 'balchen', 5615 nucleotides long. Lineage: Eukaryota; Metazoa; Chordata; Actinopteri; Salmoniformes; Salmonidae. The record is from the annotation of a GenBank genome assembly.
AAUAUUAUAUAUAUCUUUUUACCAAUGCUACGGGAAAGAAUGGUCAAAUAUCUCUUCAUUAUUUAUCUAUGGACGGCAGGUAGGCUUCAUUUUCAUUGACUGCGUAUCAUAAUCAGUAAUUAAAAGGAAAAGGUUUACUAUUGUGGUAAGCAGUGCAGUUUACAUCUUAUCACAUAUUGAACCACUGGCAAGUUUAAUUAUGCCUUGAACUCAAUAUUUUGCUACUACAAUUUAUUAUUUUCAGUCAAGCUAUAGUUCAGCUGUCAUUGUUCAGCUGUCAUUGAUGAAUUUGGAAGCCACAUGUUGUGUAUAAUUUAAGAUUCCCAUUUUCUCCCCUAACCCUCUACUGCACAGCUUUUUGGGGGAAGAUUUAGGCUUUCUGAUAAUGUAUCAAUCAUUAAAAAAUAAAUAAAUAAAAUUACCCCCAACACCCAGACAUUUAUGGCGCAAUGCUGUGCCAUAAGGAAAAUCUGAUAUUUUCAGAACAUUUAUUAAGUUAGAUAUAGUAGAAACAAGAACUCUUGAUGAGAAAAUACAAGUUGGACAUAAGCUAGUAAUAUUCACUGCCUCUCAAACCUGAUUCUGUGGUCUAUUCUUCUUCACUGUCACUGUCCUAAAGCUCACAGUCCUCACUAUCAGAGGGUAUGAUCCUAACUGCUCAAUUGCCUGUCAAUGUCAGUGGAUAUGUUGGCAAAAACAUUGACCAAGGCCAUCAUUUAACAUAAUUUUACAUGUCUUUCAUUGCCCUGAAAAGUAGCCUAAUUGCACAACGUUGCCCUGAGGCAACACAAAUACAACUUUUUUUUUAAAAUAUAUAAAAACAAAAUAUGUUCAAAACCUAUCAAAUAUGCUUCUUUAGAGGUCCCUACACAGGUACAUAUCUCUAUUUAAACAUGCAAAAUAAUUAAAUGUAUCUGACCCUUUGCUCACACAAUGCUCUCACUUCACUCUGCUUCCUGCCCUAACUGAUACAUCCUACCAAAUUCUGCACCUCAUUGGAUUGUUUACAGACAUGUCAUCAUAUAUUGUCAUGUGUAAAAAAAAAAAAAAAAUGCAUAAAAAAACAUUUUUUAUUGUCACAUACGCUGUCCGGAUAGGUGCAGUGAAAUUGUGUUGUUUUACAGGGUCAGCCAUAGUAGUACGGCGUCCCUGGAGCAAAUUAGGGUUAAGUGCCUUGCUCAAGGGCACAUUGACAGAUUUUUCACCUUGUCGGCUCAGGUAUUCAAACCAGCGACUUUUCAGUUACUGGGCCCAGUGCUCUAACCGCUAGGCUACCUGUCGUGUGAGGGGCAAAAAGGUUUUCUGUUGCCUGAGUGCAACGAUGUGCAGUAGAGGGUUAAAAAUGCAUUUUAAGCAUGUUCAACCAAUGUAAUAAUUUUGUGUCAUUUUAAAACUCGCCCAAACACACCUUCAGCUGUAGCCAACUGCAACACGUAUGUGGGUGGCAUUUACUUUGCUUUACUUUUGUUUUCACUCCCUCUACUGUAUUUUCCACCAACCUUGUACAGUAUGUGCUAUAUCGAAAAAAAUAUAUAGUUACAGAGUUGAGUAGUGACAUAUGUAACACUUAAUGCUAAGUUGAGGCAUUGAUCACAACAAAAAGGCUGUUCGCAAAGCUUACAGAAAAACAAACAAGCAGCUCUCAAUUACAUUUAUGGUGCAAUGAAUAGGGUUAAUAUAAUCAUGAGAUGUCCUUGAAAGACGUGUUUAACUGAGCACAUGUGAUAUUCUGAAACACACAGAAAACAAAUGUAGUCUCGUGCAGUCAGGGGAAAAUAAGUGUUUCUUUGUGACGGCUUAUGAAAUAUCUUAUCCCUCAACGGCCCCGUGUAGCUCAGUUGGUAGAGCAUGGCGCUUGCAACGCCAGGGUUGUGGGUCCGAUUCCCACGGGGUUCCAGUAUGAAAAAAAUGUAUGCACUCACUAACUGUAAGUCGCUCUGGAUAAGAGCGUCUGCUAAAUGACGUAAAUGUAAACCUUAAUCACAUCAACAUCCUGUUGUUAUUCUAUACAAUGUUUCUCUUCAACUUUAAGACAUUCUACAGUAUGUUAAGGAAGAAGGAUGUAAUUUAAUUAUCUUAAUUUCGCUAUAAUACUAUUUCAUUUUUAGAAUUGUUUAUAGGGAGUGAUGCUCUCUAGAAAGUGUCUCAAGUUGACAAUUCGAAUUGCCCUUGGCAGUUGAUCAUCUACUUUCUGCUCUUUCUCCUGUCCUAGUGGUCUCACAUGGGUCCGUUGUAUGGCAUCCUGAAGGAGUUCAUUUUAACUCUGUGAACCUGAGGAACAUUGUAAAGUGGCAUCCUGGGAAAGACACACCAAAUGACACACAUUACACAGUGGAGUAUGCAAUGUGAGGACACUUUUAUACAUUUCCAUAAUCUUGGUACCCAGAACCAAAUCAGCUCCUCAAUUUUGUCACGAGAGACUGAUAUUUCCAUGAACUAGUUAAGCAAUAAGGGCCGAGGGGGUGUGGUAUAUGGCCAAAAUACCAUGGCUAAGGGCUAUUCUUACGCACAACGCAAUGCGGAGUGCCUGGAUACAGCCCUUAGCCAUGGUAUAUUGGCAAUAUACCACAAAUACCUGAGGUGCCUUAUUGCUAUUAUAUACUGGUUACCAACGUAAUUAGAGCAGUAAAAAUACAUGUUUUGACUUGUGGUAUACGGUCUGAAAUGCCAUGGCUUUCAGACAAUCAGCAUUCAGUGCUCGAAACACCCAGUUUAUAAUUGUAAAUAAAUACCCAUGAUCCAUGGAUUUAAGGACACAUCUCAUGAUGUGUUUAUUUGUUGUCUCCUAGUUAUGGUGAUAGAAUGGAUAGUGGGGUGACACAGGUGCGCUGGACGGUGAAGAAGCAGUGCAGAGACAUCCCUCAGACCUGGUGUGAUCUAUCCAAUGAGACUACUGACCUGGAUGAAGGCUACUUUGCCAGGGUCAAGGCUGUGGGCACAAACCUAUCCUCCAAAUGGGCAUUCACAGAAAAGAGGUUUGACCCCAAAGCUGACAGUAAGUUGAGAUCCUCUUCAAAUAUAAUUUUCCUUAUCUAUGAAUGAGGAGCCAUAGCGAACUACUUCAAGAUAAAAUCAGAGAAUGAUAUGAAAUGUUUAUUGUCUCCAACAGCAACCUUUGGACCUCCACUUGUAAAACUUGUGGUGAAGGAGAAUAGUGUUACUGUCAAGCUGAAGGGUCCAAUGAGAUGGAAGACUGGAAACAUGACAAAAGAGUACUCCUUGUUGAAAAUCUACCCUCAGAUGACAUACAGCCUGUCUGUGUACGACAACAGAAGCAACAAAAUGGUUGGUGUUAUGUUGGUUACUGUAACUCUGUGUAAAUAAUUAAAUUGCAUAAUAUGUAGGACUCCCUGCAGGAGCUUUAAUCAGUGCAAAUUGCUGCAUUAAUAGAUUAUAAUAGACAAUUCAAUAUUUUUUAUAUCAUGGUAAUUAUUUUAUAAUGCAGAUUAUAAUGAGGGUUAGUUCUAUAUUGUGUAUUUUAACUUUCUGUAUCCAUUUUGUCUUUCAGCAACACUUCACUGUGGAAAACAGAUCCUUUGAAUAUGGGUUGCUUGCCUAUGAAACCCAGUAUUGUGUCUCUGCUAAUUCCCAGGUUCUAUCACUUCCUAUACCUUGGCAUGGAUCUGAAUGGCAGUGCCUAACAACCCCAAAGGGUAAGAUAAGACUUGCGUUUAUCCAAUAACCUAGUGUGCAGUGAUUUUUUUCUUCUAUUACAUGCAUGAAUGUCUGUCAGGAUAAACCUGCCCAACAGGUUUUGGUAAAGCACAAAAGCAUUCCAAGAAUUGUUCUCUCUAUCAGUAAAUGUGACAGGAGACUUGAGGUGUUUUCCCAGAGGGUAUUUUCUCUUCCUGGUAGAGAUGGAAUUAUGUUGAAGUUUGAAGGGGUGUGUGUGUGUUCUCAGCUGUAACCUAUAGGCUUUCCUCUUCCUAUGAUGGCUGUACACUGUAUAGAUCUGUCUUGUUUGAUCUCUACCCUACCACUCUGUCUUUACAGAUCCCUUCUAUGACCAGCUGCUACUGAUGCUGAUGGGAGCCGUUGUGCCAUCAGUUAUCUCCAUUUUCACGCUGAUCCUGGCCGGAUGCCUUGUCUACCACUUUGUCUGUGGUAAUAAACAGAAAAGUCCCCCUUUCCUGGUAAGAAUUAUAUGUGACUAAUAGAAGCCUUCAACAAUGGCUAUGAAGUGCAAUUUACUAAGAUGUCACCCUUUUUGGUCUUUCAGGAAAUAUCGGACAUUCAGUACCCACCGCAGACCUUCUGUCCUGAGCAUGCUGUGAAAAUGAAUGUGGUACAGGUCAACAUUGCCAAGCCCAUGGAGUUGAUGGCCAUAAAGCCCAACAAUAUCCCUGCCCUGAUCUACCAAAUAGAGGGGGAGCCCGUACUACCCUACACUGCCCAGCAAGCCCCUGGCAUAGAGCCUCCUAAGGAGGGAUCAUGGGAAGAUGAGUUCGGUGAGGCCCAACCAGAGCUUCUAGACUACGUCUUCGUUGGAGCGGCCCCAGAGAUGCCGGAAGUGAGGGAAAGGGAGGCAUCUGACAGUGAGAAAACCCUGCCCCUGCGUCUCAGCCAGGUCAACCCGUACAUUGCACAGAGAUGUGCACCAGGUUCACAGGAGCCUGUGGAUAAUGUUUUCACUGGGAUCUGUUUAGACAAGGACCCCAAGACAGGGCUCUUUAGAAUGCCACUGCUGUCUGAUAUAAAGCUGGGGGUGGAGAGCGCAAGUUACAAAGCGCCUGAUCAGGUGGGUCCCUACGCACCUCAGCACUUCUCAGUCAGAGAGACCACUGUGGACCUGUGGGGAGACAAGGCUGAGGAGCCCCAAAGUUACCCCUCAGACUAUGGCUUCGUGGGAGCAGCCCCAGAGCAGCAGAUGGUGACAACAAAGUACCAGACGCAGUCUAACAAUAGGGAUACUCAGCCCCUGCUGCUAGCCCAGGUCAACCUGUUCAGAAGCCAGAGGCAAGCUCUGUUUCCACAGGAGUCUGAGGAAGAGGAUGGAUUCGGUGGUGGUAACUGUGUUGACUGGAGCCCUACAACAGGGAUCCUCCAGAUGCCUCUGCUCUCCAAGCCUAUUCCAGAAGUGGAUGGAGCGAGGAAGAAGGACAGGGAGUCAGAGCAGGUGGAGAUCUUACCCAGUGUGUUAGUGAGGCAAUCCUCAGAGGAGAGUGAGGGUGAGAGUGACCUGACUAAACUACAGAAUGUCUGGAGCCUACAGAUCAACAUGAAGGACUAACCUAUUGGACAGUUAACCUAUUGGACACACAUUAUUACAGCAAAAAAAAGUUUGUUUACUGUAUGUGGAAGAAUAAUUCAGAUUGCUGUAUGUACCAAUUGAUUCAGUUGCCAAAUCAAAUGAAGGACAUAUUUUUAACUAAUCCAAAAAGGUUUGUAACUGCUUUAGCAAUGUGAUUGUAAUUAACAUAUUUUUGAAGAGGUUUUGUUUACUUUGUACCUUUUUUAUCCAUUAUUUUCUACUAAUUUAUUACGACUGAUGUAUUGCCAGAUAGCUUUUUUGUGUACAAUUUCAUACAAAGUUGAUAUGAAGCCACAUGCAAUGCCACUUUACAUCAUGAUGAUUAACAACCAGGAAGGAGUGUGGCUGGAAAGGUUUCUAACCA